AUGUAUCAUAAGGUGAAGUGUGGUCUACUGCGAUAUGCCAGGAGCGAUAUAGGACGGUAUACACGUUUGCAGCGACAUGCUCGACUUGUUUUUACCAUAGGCAGGAGUUAUGCUACAGUUUCACAAAGGACCAAAAUCCCAGAAACGGCACGUCAAGUAGAUGGAGUCACAGGUCCAGCGUCAUUGAACUCAUCCGCCAGCACAUCCAGUACCGCUACUACCACAGCUAGCUCGUCUCUGGUCUCUGCGGAGGAUCUCAUUCGAGAUUUGGAGCCGCGGUUCAGCCGGGUUCUACAACGCAUCCUCGAGCGAGGGUUCAAGUACCCGUAUCAAUACUUGAACGAUGCCAACAAGAACCAUCGCAAGCUCUUUAAAGUGUUUUCAGAAUCAAUUUUGAACCGAGUUUGCUCAAAGGGAAACCAUGGCCCCGACCAUGUCCCCACAUUUGUCGACUUUAUCAACCCUAAUGAACAACUUUUACCCACACUUUUCAAGCUGAUUCAGGUGGACAACAACUACCCCAAGCAGCUCCUCACCUACUACAACUUGCAAAAUGAACAAGACUUGAUCGAGCAUCUAAUCACUCACGUUUACAACAAAUACUACGAAGAUCAUAAGAUCGCAACGACUCCAUUUGAAAGCAAACAGAUUGAUUUUUCCAACCCGGCGCAAUGGUACCCGGAAGCAAGAAAAAUGAAGCGGAAAAUCAUUAUGCAUGUCGGCCCAACAAAUAGCGGCAAGACGUAUCAAUCAUUGCAAAAGCUUGCCCAAUCCAAGACUGGCUAUUAUGCGGGGCCCUUGCGGUUGCUCGCGCGGGAGAUUUGGGAUCGAUACGAGCAACUGGGAGUUCGAUGUAAUUUGAUCACGGGAGAAGAAGUUAUCGCCUCUAUCGACGAGUACGGACACCUUAGUGGCUUGGCCUCGGGGACCAUCGAAAUGAUACCUUUGCAUAAAAAGAUGGAUCUUUGUGUUAUAGAUGAGAUCCAAAUGAUUGCCGAUGAGCAAAGAGGAUCGGUGUGGACCAAUGCCGUGUUGGGUGUAUUGGCUCACGAAAUACACUUGUGCGGAGAAGAAAGUGCCGUUCCCUUGAUUGAGAAGUUGGUUAAAGUGACUGGCGAUGAGCUUAUCGUCAAGAGAUUUAAAAGACUAGGCAAAUUGACCGUUGAGAGUCAAGCAACCAAUAUCCACAGUUUGAAAAAAGGUGAUUGCUUGGUGGCGUUUUCGAAAAGGAAAAUCAUGGAACUUAAAAUGCAAUUGGAAACCGAGACUAAUUUGAAAGUUGGGGUAGUAUAUGGUGCAUUACCACCCGAGAUUCGAGCUCAAGAGGCUGAAAAAUUCAACACGGGCCACUACGAUGUCUUGGUGGCGUCGGAUGCCAUUGGCAUGGGUUUGAACUUGAAAAUCAGCAGGAUUGUAUUUAGUGGCAUUUCGAAAUUCAACGGAACUGAGCUUCUCAACCUUACUUCGUCGCAAGUGAAGCAAAUUGCCGGAAGGGCUGGCAGGUUUAGUGCCGAACACGGUUCCAAAGAAGGAUUUGUCACGGCGUUGCUGAGAUCGGCGUUAGUCUAUAUCAAAAAUGCGUUGCUGCAACCUGUUGUAGCUAUUGAAUCAGCGAGAAUAUGGCCAACCAUUGGCGUUUGGAAAAAUUACAUGACCAGCAACUCGACUACAAAACUGUUGGUGGAAACCAUGACUGAUUUUUACCUUAAUGCCUUGAAUUUGAAAUCUGACACGUAUGUUCUUGCUGAAGCAGGACCUAAACUCGCCAUCUUGGAUCUUAUUAAUCGAGAUUGGAAUUUAAGGAAAAUGUCAAUCGAUGAUCAGUUCACUUUAGCUGAAUGCCCCAUCUCCUUUGUUUCGCCAACAAGCGAUUACCUUAUAAUCCCCGCAGUCAAGGCCAUGUUUUUAAACAUUGUUGAAAGAAAAACCCAGAACAUCUUUGAUUUGGAAUUCCUUCUGGACCACAAUGUCGUGGGCUUGCUUGCGAGUAAACAGAAGACGGCUAUAUUACCGUUAGAUGUUAUGCUCAACGGGUUGGAAAAACUCGAAGCGAUACAUAAAUUGGCCUUGCUUUAUCUUUGGUUGAAUCAAAGGUUCCCAACUUUAUUUGUCGAUAAUGAGUCAGCUAUGCAUUUCAAGUAUUUUGUGGAAAAGCGGCUUUCGGAAGAGUUGAACCACAUGAGACGAAUGAACAGAAUGAUGACAGAUAAGAGGGGAGACCGAUACAAGAAAGCAGCAAGAUAUGGCAAUAGAGGUCCAGCAGGUUGGGGGGAAAAGAAAAAAGGAAAUAGGUUCCUAUCGUCAAAGAUGGAAAAACCAAACUUGUAA
Molecule: messenger RNA, 2328 nt
Organism: Lodderomyces beijingensis
Lineage: Eukaryota; Fungi; Ascomycota; Pichiomycetes; Serinales; Debaryomycetaceae
Source: the annotation of a GenBank genome assembly